Molecule: messenger RNA, 2121 nt
Organism: Saccostrea echinata
Lineage: Eukaryota; Metazoa; Mollusca; Bivalvia; Ostreida; Ostreidae
Product: isatin hydrolase-like
Exons: 2
Coding region: 1-846 (281 amino acids)
Molecular function (GO): arylformamidase activity
Source: RefSeq, a predicted model, not a curated record
AUGAUGUUUCCCUGGAUCCCAAGUUUGUGUUUCCUGACUGUCUGUUCCAGUUUGCGCAUCGUGGAUCUGACCCACGAACAGAACCAUGCCACCAUAUACUGGCCGGGGAAUCCUUCAUAUAACUUCACUAUCAUAUACAGAAACAGCACAAAUGGGGGAUAUUGGUACGAAAGCAACUCCUUCGCCACAGCUGAGCACGGGGGAACACACGUUGAUUCUCCCGCCCAUUUUUACCAGGGAGGAUGGCGAACCCAGCAAAUUCCAAUGGAAAAGUUGGUUGGGAAAGGAGUUAUCAUCAAUGUUAAAGCAAAGGUGUCCGCAAACUACGACUAUCAAGUCACCGUCCAGGAUAUCAUGGACUGGGAAAACUCCCAUGGACAGAUCCCAGACGGAGCGGUUGUCCUGAUGAACUCGGGCUGGAGUGACAAAUAUCCGGAUAAGAACGCAGUCUUCAGCACGACGACUCCUAAUGAUCCUAACACUUUUCACUUCCCCGGUUGGCAUGUGGAUGCUGUAACUUGGCUAACUAAAAAUAGAAAAGUACACGUUAUUGGUGUGGACACACCCUCUACCGAUUACGGACAAUCAAAAACUUUUCCGACUCACGUAGUACUUGGUAAAAAUAACAUUAUUGGAGUAGAGAAUGUUGGUUUCUUAGACAGGAUACCGGAAAGUGGGAGUACUAUUUUUGUUGCUGUUGUAAAAUUAUCAGAUGGAAGUGGUGGACCAGCAAGGGUAUUUGCUAUGAUCGAUGAAAAUCAAUGCACAUCCGGAAGUGACUCUCAUUUCCGUCACGUAUUAUCAGUUAUUCUGAUAAUGCUUAUUUUUGGUCUGUUUAACUUAUAGCCCAACAAUGAAAAAUCCAAAUUGACUAGCCUCUCUAUUGAUCUGAUUUUGUAAUCAAGAUUUCAUACAAAAUGUCAAUCAAAUGAUUUUUUACUCGUGCCUAGUAAAGUAUAUAUUGCUACUUCCCUCCAUAGAAUCUUGUAUACUCGAAAAAUCGUGCUUGUUCAUUAGAAAUGUGGAUGACAGGGUCUACCUCUGUCAGUUUUCAGCAUCUCCAAAAGUUAUAAACGAAGUUCGGUGAAAAGUAAAUGAAGGAAACGAUAUUGUAAAUAAUAAGGUCCCCUCUCCAUUUUUGCUUUAGUGUUAAGGGUGAAACCUUUAAAAAUUGAAGCUAUAUAAUGAGCCAAAAGCACAUAUUUUUUUUAAGAUAAUUAUAUUAUAAAGCUAACAAGAGGCCCAUGGGCCACAUCGCUCACCUGAGCACACGGGCUAGGAAGAAGCAGAAAUCGGUUCAGUAUUGAAAAGUUUUAAGGGGGUAAACUUAAAUUUAAACUACCUUAGGAUGCUUCUAUAUCAAUAUUACUAAUCAUGGGUUUGCUGUUCUCAAAACGGAAGAAUUUCAAAGAUUUUUUUCCUAUGUAUUCCUAUGUAAAACUCUGAUUGCUCAUUGUGGUCCCACCCUACCCACCCUAAAUUUGAAUCAACACUACCUGAGGAUACUUCUACUAUAAUAUGACUAAUCAUGGCUUUCCUAUUGUCGAGAAGAUUUUAAAAGACGUAUCUUAUAUAUUCCUAUGUAAAACUUCGACCCCCUUGGAGCCCCGCCCUAGCCCCGGGGGUUAUGAUAUUAACAAAGUUGAAUCUAGAGUAUAUUCUCUUGCCCAGUGGUUCUUGAGAAGAAGAUUUUUAAAAGAUGCCACCAAAUUUUCAUGAAUUCUUAGUUAUCUCCCCUUGAAAGAGGGCGUGGUACUUCCUGUGAAGAAACUUAAAUUCCCUUCACCCAAGGAUACUUUGUGGCAAGUUUGGUUGAAAUUGGCCCAGUGGUUCUUGAGAAGAAGUCAAAAAUGUGAAAAGUUUACAGACGACAGACGGACGCCGGACACUCUUUGAUCAGAAAAGCUCAUUUGAGCCUUCGGCUCAGGUGAGCUAAAAAUAAAAAUUUAUGAAAAAUAACGUAGUUUUGACAAACGCAUUGUACUGCAAAAAUACAUAUGCCGGGAAAAAAUAAAGGUCGCAUUUACGUAUCGUUGUUAUCAUCCAUGUCAACAUUACUAGACUUUUUGUAUACUUUUUUGAAGAUUUACCAAAUUCCCAGUGGUAGAUUUUCGUAUUAGA